GAUCCCGAGGAGCACGCCAUUAAUAUCGAGCCACGCCGUAAAAUCAACAGUUUACUAUUUUUUAAAAACGUGGUUCGUCGCGCUCUUCGGAACAACAACGAUGAGUCGCGAUUGCCGCGGUGCGUACAAAUAAGAAAUCGUUUCCGUAGUGGCAACGGAUCGGUUCGGGUCCGUGACGGUGAUAAUGAUAAUGACUGGGACGGGUUCUCGGGUACUGGAAUAGAUAUCAAAACAAAACAUACCGCGCGAGGUAGAACAUAUCGUCGAAGGCGAGGCGAGAGGGAAAAAAUGCGAGCGACAGCAACAGGACCAGAGACAGUGUCGAAGCAGUCGAAUGUGCAUACACAACACGAUAGACGACGAGGGUAUUAAGCAAUAUCCAUGCACAUAAGCGGUUACGCUUACGAGAACCGGUUCUACUGAAUCGUUACACUUGAAAGGCUAGCUUCAAACAGGACGAGACGUCGCAAGGUGAAAGUAGAAUGAUAAAAGAAAAUCGCCGUGCCCGCGAAUCGAAAAUAUCUUGUUGAGGUUCACGUUCACGGGUGGAACGGAUCGCGACAGCCGGAACGAAGAUGCACGGGCUGCUCGGCCAAGAAUUCGCAACCCAGCACGACGAUCGCUGCGAGUUGCUGACUAACCUCAUUCGAGAUUGAUCGUACACACGAUUUUGUACAUCUGGUGCGAUUGCGAGAAAGGAAACGGAUACUGUAAGAUCGUUUCCCUGACGACGAUCGAGCAGUUGACGCGAAAAACUACUGGGUCUGACAAUUAAAUACGGAAUCUUUGUUUACAAUGGCUGUGCCCAACAAGUGGGAGAAUGUUUGCAGAUUGUGCUCGGAGGAGAGAAAUGAGAUGCUGCCGAUUUUCGGCAACGAAGGCGUACAGCGUAAAGUCGCGCAAAAAUUACGAGCUUGCUUGCCUGUACUAGUGUACAAAACCGAUCCACUGCCAAAGCAAAUAUGUCAGUUCUGCGCCGCCAGGCUCGACGAUGUUUAUGAGUUUAGGGAAUACUGUCUGAGCGUUUACAAAAGCAUGCAUGUGAAACUGUUGUCGUUUAAGGACACAGAGUCUGUUCAGAUUUACUUAGACGUGAUGAAGAACUCUCCAGACCCUUGUCAGGCUCAAUUAUGGAGGGAAAAGGCCAGAGCACCACCACCGCUAGUACCUUUGCCAGCCUCACUGCCAGUUGAAAACCCAUCAACACCAAUAGAUAUUAGUCAAGACCAUACGAAUACUUGUAUCGAAUCAUUGCCCGAAUUACCAUGUGAAGUGGAGAUUAAGGAAAUGAAUGCAGACCCAAUCUUAGUAACUGAGGCUAGUAUUUAUGAAUCCUCGGGUAUAAACAAUGUAGAAAAUGAACUGUAUAAGCCAGAUAUAAUAGCGGAUGAUAAUAAAAGUUUGCUGAAAGAGAAUAAUGAUGGUUCAGGAAAAGAGAUACAGGUGAAGCGGGAAGAAAAAAAGACAAGUAUUUUGGAACAAGUACUAACGGGUAGUUUAACGAUGAGCGAUAGAAAGGAAUUAAAUUCAAAGGCAAAACUGUCUUCUAAAUGGUGGUGUGCUCCUUGUAACAGUUACUAUAAAACAAAGGAGAGCUUAAUGAUGCACAUGCAGUUGCACUGCCCUCGGAAGUACACUUGCAGAAAAUGUGCUGUAUGUUUUGAAUUAGUCGAGGAUUUAGCUAAACACGAAGCUACUAGCCAUCUAAAAGUGACAUUAGAUUUUGACAGAAGUCUUCAAGACUGUGAUCAAUGCGACAGGCAGUUUGUGAGUUGGGAAAUGCUGAAACAACACAGGUUACGCGAUCAUUUGGGCGAAUCGAUUGAUAUCGGGACCAAUACGUGGUGCUCAUUAUGCAACAGAUUUUUCCCAAGUAUAGAUGACUAUCAAAGUCAUACUCAGUUACAUGAAACUAAUAAUUAUAUGCCAGUUAGAGCGUCGCAAUUGGCAGAUCAACAAGCAGCUCCAGUUAUCAAUGUUGAGGAACCUCCGAAAGAAGCGAAGAGAGAGCAUAUUGUUGAAGCUACCAAAUCGCUCGCGUGUCCUACAUGUGGAAAGGUUUGUACCCAACAAAGCGCGUUGUCGAAUCAUAUGCGUACCCAUCAGCCUAAACAACACAAAUGUGAUAUAUGCGGACGAUGUUUCGGACUUCUCAUACGUUUAGCAGCGCAUAGAAUGAGCGAGCAUAGUCAGCAUCCUUCGAUAUCUCCAGUAAUGGCCAGUGUUGAGCAAGAAGAAGCAUUGAAUGCUGAAAGAGAAGCACGGGAAGCUAGAACUCGUGCAAGAAGCAGAACAUAUUCGGAAGUACGGAAGACGGAGAGGAAAAACACUACGAAUCACGAAGAACCACCUGCAAAAAAAAGGGCCUCCAAUGAAUUUAAAAACGUGGCGAGAUGUGGCAUCUGUUUCCAAUGGUUCAGUGAUCAUACUACAAUGUUAACGCAUUUACAAACGCACUCGGAGAACCAUACCUGCAAGAACUUCGCUUGUCACAUAUGUAAAAAGUCUUUCAAGGAGAAAUGGCAGUUGUUGAGACACGAGACGUCUCAUAAACGCAACGAGUCUUGUAUGACGUACACGUGCUCAGUGUGCGAUAAAUCAUUCUCCGACAAGAGUUUGUACAGAGUACAUCAGAAAACGCACAUUGUCGAUAAAACAUAUCACUGUUUGAAGUGUAAUAAGAUAUUUUUCAAAGAAGUGACGCUGUUGACUCAUCAUUGCACGUCGGGAGUCUCCACGAAGCCCUCACAAAAAUCCUUAACGUCGUUGGGUACUGGUAAAAAGUACAAAUGCUCCAAAUGCAAUGCAACCUUCAAUAGUUUUCAAUCGAAGAACUCUCAUAUGAAGGUGCACACCGAAGGCUCGCAUUCAGCGGUCCAAGAUGACGAAGUGCAACUCGAGUCAGAAGAUGAACCUAUGCCAAAAUUAAGUCCAGAAAUAUCAUUGGAAUACUCAGUGCCUAUUGAACCGAAGGUGGAAAUUAAUGAAGAGAGUGCGCCGCCACCUAUUAAACGAACUCUCAUUAGGACAACUGGCGGAUACCGAUGUGGAGUAUGUCAAUCUCCAUUCGUUUUGCGAGAAUUAGCAGUUGCACACUUGAUGUCUGCUCAUCCGAUAAUGCCAUACCAGUGUCCUUAUUGUAAAACGCGAUUCGCGACACAGUAUAUGUUCACGCAUCAUAUUAAAACGGAUCAUCCCGACGAACAUGAGAAUUAAGUUACACGAGUUACUAUUAGCUCUAAAAUGCCAAACGAUUCUUGUAUCAUAAGCUGCGCUUCGAAUCGGAGGCAAUUUCCGCGUUUAUGUACAAGAUACGCAAGACGAUUCUCAUUAAAGCAACCGAUGCAAUUAUUUUUUUAAUAUAGGAACGAUCUUGAAUAUUAGGAAUAAUUGCACCAUUUGCUUUUUUAGAAUUAAUCAGAAUACAGGGUAGACCACUAACUCUGUCCACUUGUGAUGUCUCUUUCUGUCAUUAUUAGUUUUCUCGUAAUUGAAACGAAUUCAAACAAUCUCGGAACCUUAUUGACCGAUUAAUUCACAAUGGAAUCUAUUGUCACUACAUUAUCAACGUUUUCCUAUUAUUUAUAUUGGCAAUAAUUACAUUAAGUAGACUGAUUUAGUGAUCCGACCCUACACAGCAGUUUUCGAUUUUAUAAUCUGGAACUGUAUUGUUUUUUAAUCUGGCACACUAGUUCCUGAACAAAUAAUUGGCCUUAAACAAUGUUUUGUAGUUUUACUUCAAGAAAAAAGAAAGUAUAUAUCUAUAUAUAUACGUGUAUAUAUACAUAUAUACAAAUAUGGUAAUUCGUAAAUAAAUAUAGUUUGUGUUGAACGAGAUACACUUGUUAAGGAAUUAUAAAUAUCUUUUAUUAUAGGAGACUGGAAAUAGGAUUAGUACUUAUACUGAACGUGCCUGUACAAGUAUCGUGUCAUGGUGUCACACAAAUCUUUUAGCUAAAUUGAUUUACGAUUGCCGACGAGAGACGAUCAUCUUAAUAGAUACCGUGUAUAUCUCGAUAAGAAAUAGUUAAUCGCAUUAGACGUGUUAUAUGUUUAUUUGUUAGUAACGUUGCCAGACAUUCCUCUUCCUUUGAAGAAAUUCAGAAAAUUGAAAUGAAAAAGAAAAUACUUUAAUUUCAUGAUAUCCGCCUUAAAUUCUUGUAUAGAGAUCUAGUAACUAAUUACAAGCAUAUGUAUAAUUACGCUGUACAUUGUCAUUAUUGUUUUAUUUUAUAUAUAGUGUAUUUACAAUAAAAUAUUGAAUGUCGAGAACAAA
Megalopta genalis is the source of this 4276-nucleotide messenger RNA. RefSeq lists its product as uncharacterized. The record is from RefSeq and is a predicted model, not a curated record. Gene Ontology annotation, biological process: regulation of DNA-templated transcription. Gene Ontology annotation, molecular function: zinc ion binding; RNA polymerase II cis-regulatory region sequence-specific DNA binding; DNA-binding transcription factor activity, RNA polymerase II-specific. Gene Ontology annotation, cellular component: nucleus. NCBI's taxonomy places the organism in Eukaryota, Metazoa, Arthropoda, Insecta, Hymenoptera, Halictidae.